AUGGCUUUUAAUCUCCCUCUCAUUUUCACUUUUAUAGCUCUAUGUUUGUUUAAACACUGCACUUGUGCACAUGUUAAAUCACUCAAUGCAUCUUUAGCUGGUUUUCAACCAGCUGUAGCAACAUAUUAUGGGGCUCCAAAUGGAGCAGGAAGUGGUGGAGGAGCUUGUGGAUAUACAAAUACUGUAUCACAAACCCCUUAUAAUUCCUUUGUAUCUGCUGGAAAUCCUCCUCUCUACAGGAAAGGCUUAGGCUGCGGAGCUUGCUACCAGGUGAAAUGUAAUCUUGGCCCUUGCUCAGGAAACCCAGUGACUGUAACCAUUACAGAUGAAUGCCCUGGGUGUUCAGGUGCUAUUCAUUUUGAUCUAAGUGGAACUGCCAUGGGAGCUACGGCCAAGCCUGGACAAGCUGACGCGUUACGUAAUAUGGGAAAUAUCUCAAUCUCUUACCAAAGGGUACCGUGCGUAUACAAGAACACAAAUGUAGCAUUCAAGGUGGAUCCGGGAUCUAAUGCUAAUUUCUUAUCAGUAAAUGUAGAGUUUGAAAGUGGAGAUGGUGAUCUUAAUUUAGUGGAGCUUGUGCCAGCAAGAUCUACGCACUACAAGAACAACAACAACAGCAACAACAGCAUCCCCUAUCGCACACCCCCUUAA
Nicotiana tabacum (common tobacco) is the source of this 651-nucleotide messenger RNA. The record is from RefSeq and is a predicted model, not a curated record. Lineage: Eukaryota; Viridiplantae; Streptophyta; Magnoliopsida; Solanales; Solanaceae.